AGUCGAGAGAGUUGAAAGGUUAUAGGGACGCAGCGCACUGUGAUGAUGUAAUGGCUUUGUGCGCUGGGCGGCCGGGGGGCAGCAGGAGUAGCAGCUGCAGCUUGCCGCGCUUUCUCGCUGCCAUUUGCCGCGCUGGGGCUGCCUCCGCCGCCUCCGGGUCCCGGCUAGACCCGCCCUCUUCCUUCCCGCGUGAGUAGCCAUCCCCUCUUCCGGUAUAUAAUUAAAACCUAUUUUAUGAAACUAACCCUUUGCCAAGUAUACCUCUUUGAUGUCUGGUAUCUGAAACCUCCCAACUAUGCCAGCAGCUACAGUAGAUCACAGCCAAAGAAUUUGUGAAGUUUGGGCUUGCAACCUGGAUGAAGAGAUGAAGAAAAUUCGUCAAGUUAUACGAAAGUUUAACUAUGUUGCUAUGGACACAGAGUUUCCAGGUGUAGUUGCACGGCCUAUUGGAGAGUUCAGAAGCAAUGCAGACUAUCAGUACCAACUUCUCCGCUGUAAUGUAGACUUACUAAAGAUAAUUCAGUUAGGGCUGACAUUCAUGAAUGAGCAAGGCGAAUACCCUCCGGGAACUUCAACGUGGCAAUUUAAUUUUAAGUUUAAUUUAACAGAGGACAUGUAUGCCCAGGAUUCUAUAGAGCUACUAACAACAUCUGGAAUCCAGUUCAAAAAACAUGAGGAAGAAGGAAUUGAGACUCAGUACUUUGCUGAACUUCUUAUGACAUCGGGUGUAGUGCUAUGCGAAGGAGUCAAGUGGCUGUCAUUUCAUAGUGGCUAUGACUUUGGAUAUCUGAUCAAGAUCUUGACGAAUUCCAAUUUACCUGAAGAAGAACUGGACUUCUUUGAGAUACUGAGAUUGUUUUUCCCUGUCAUUUAUGAUGUGAAGUACCUUAUGAAGAGUUGCAAAAAUCUCAAGGGUGGAUUGCAAGAAGUUGCUGAGCAGUUAGAGUUAGAGAGGAUAGGCCCGCAGCAUCAGGCAGGAUCUGAUUCUCUACUAACAGGCAUGGCUUUCUUCAAAAUGAGAGAGAUGUUCUUUGAAGAUCACAUUGAUGAUGCCAAGUACUGUGGUCACUUAUACGGCCUUGGUUCUGGUUCAUCUUAUGUACAGAAUGGGACAGGAAAUGCAUAUGAAGAAGAAGCCAACAAGCAAUCAUGACAUGAAAUAGGAAGCCACUUUUUCUGAGCUCCACAUGCUUGUACAUAGGUUUUAUCUCUGGUUGAAUCCCUUGGACAAUAAGGCGUUCUUUUCCUCUCUAUCAGACAUGUUUUUCCUGCCUUCAUAUGUACCAAACUUGACUGUUCCUAUCCUGGUUCUUUGACCUUAAUGUGUAGGCAUUUCUGGGUUAAAUGUGGCCUUGUAACUUGCCCAUCUGUAAGCACAUGUAGGAGCAGUGUGGCAGAUAGAAGAGGAAAGCUAAAAUGAUAAUGAAAUUUCUGGUAAACUUUAAUUGGUCUUAGUAUUGGUUUAUUAUCUUCCCUACCCUUUUGCCCCCGAACUGAACUAGGCACUGAUUGUAACCAAUUUCCCCAUUUGAUGUUUAUCCCUUCCAGUGUACAGGAGUUUUAGCUAUUCAAGAUUGUGGACCAUCACAUUUGCACUUUAGAAGAGUGACUCUGAGUCAGAUCCUCUGUUUUAUCUGAAGUUCUGGUUUUCCUUCCCUGACCUAAACAAAAAUGUUCAUUCACCAACAUAGCAAACCCACUCCUGGGUUCAAACCCAUGGAAUCAUCCACACUCACUGCAUAACCUCUGUUUAAAACUACUGAAAUCUUAGCAGCUGCUCUCACUGUUAAGCUGGUGUUUCGUCUUCCAGGUGUGUUUUGUACGCACGAGCUUGCAAUUGACUUGCCGGUUUAACACUGCUCUGUGAUGGAAAUAACUAGGUGCAGUCAUGGAGAAUCUCUCCAGUGUACCCUUCACUAAACUGAAAGGCUCUGGCACAACACAUACUUUGUGCUACUCUUCAGCUCUCAUGGGAGUAUUUAAGAGAAAUUCCUUGUGAAUUGUCCCAUGACUGAAAACAAGCCUUUAGGAAAGUUUCCGUGGUUUUUUUUUUUUUUUUGCUUUUGUGGCUGUGAGUGGAAUAAUUGAAAGGAUGGUAACUGCAGUUAAAUUAACAGCAUUCCCUAAUUGUGGAUCCAUUUCCUAACUCCUAUUUCAGCAAGCUAUGCCCCAAAACACUUUCUAUUUUAAAACCUUAUUUAUUGAUUACUUGAAUAGAUGAACACAACUCAUCUCAAGAAUAAUAUCCAAAGAUUUGAAGCCAAUUUGAUAUUGAGCUAAAUGGAAAAGGAAGAUGUGUCCUUUAUUUGGAGAUGCUACAAAAGAUGUUGUAAAACAACAAAUCCAUUUGUACCUAAUAAAGUUACCUGAGGCUUGUAAGGCUAGCUUAUUUUUUUAGUCUACCGUAGCAAUAUAUUGUAUAAAUGCAUUGUUAUAUUAAAGAACCACAAAGUACUUUCUUAACCAUGCAGAGCAUGCUCAUACAAAGCAGUUGUGCAGGAAGACUUUAAUUGGUAUUGAAUAGCUAAACCCUACCCUGAAAUAAUGGAGUGCCUGUGGCAGCAUUUUGCGUGCACCAUUUACACUGAAAAUCAAUUGGCGUAAACAUUAGCAAUGUUCAGCAAGUUGAUCUGUUUACCAUGUACUUUAACCUGUUUUCCUUCUCCCCCCUCAUUAAGUUACAAUGGUAUAACUGGGUGGUCCUUUUUAAAGAAAAACAAAGACAUUUGCAUAAGAGGGUAUUUGUUUUUAAAGCUUUUGUAAAUAAAGGCUUGAAAAAGUUUUCUUACGUA
This is a messenger RNA of Varanus komodoensis (Komodo dragon), 2792 nucleotides long. It is a transcript of the gene CNOT7, whose product is annotated as CCR4-NOT transcription complex subunit 7. Bases 296 to 1153 code for a protein of 285 amino acids. The transcript has 7 exons. Lineage: Eukaryota; Metazoa; Chordata; Lepidosauria; Squamata; Varanidae. Gene Ontology annotation, cellular component: CCR4-NOT core complex; CCR4-NOT complex; P-body. The record is from RefSeq and is a predicted model, not a curated record. Gene Ontology annotation, molecular function: nucleic acid binding; poly(A)-specific ribonuclease activity.